Molecule: messenger RNA, 1090 nt
Organism: Panicum virgatum (switchgrass)
Lineage: Eukaryota; Viridiplantae; Streptophyta; Magnoliopsida; Poales; Poaceae
Exons: 1
Coding region: 183-722 (179 amino acids)
Source: RefSeq, a predicted model, not a curated record
AGACAAUGCGUCACCACCAAAACCGAAUUUAUCCGGUAUCAUCCACAAAACCAUUGGCACUCAGUCCGUCCUGGCUUAUUGUUGACUACUGACAGGCAGCAGAGCUUUUGGAACCGGCGGCGGUCGAGUUCUCGAGCCCACGCACGGAGCAGCGCCGCCGCAAGCGCAUCGGGCGGCGGGCAAUGGCGACGCCGCCACCGCGCCCGUACCGCUUCCCGGCGCUGCCGGAGGCGGCCGAGCAGGAGGAGGACGACCGGGCGGCGGCGCGGUGCAGCAGGCAGUCGUGCGGGACGUGCAGCGCGUCGGCGGUGGCGAGCUGCGUGGCGCUGUGCCUCUGCCCGUGCGCCGUGCUCAGCUGCCUCACGCUGGCGCUCGUCAGGGCGCCCUACGCGGCGGGCCGGCGGUGCGCGGCCAGGAUCGCCCGGAGGCGCCUGCGGAAGGCGAGGGCGAGGCGCGUCCGCGACAUGGGCGACGACGAGCAGCAGAAGCAGCAGCUGGGCCCGCGGCGGAGCAAGGAGUGGGGCGAGCUGGCCCGCGCGGCCGCGGCCGGCGGCGCCGAGGCCAGGGCGAAGGUGAGCUCCAGGAUGGACGCGUCGGAUGAGGUGUGGGCGGACAUGUACCAGGUCGGGCUCUGGGGGUUCGGCCGGCUGUCCUUCUCGGCGCCGGUGGUGACCGGGGCCGGAGGCGACCCCGAGACGGACGACGACGCAGCUCCUGAGUGACACGUGCACUGGCCAUGUCUAAUGUCUUCCUGUACAAACUUUUUUUCUUCGUCAAUGGCCUGCACAAACUUUGCUUGCAAGCAGGUCACGCGGCGUGUGGGUUUUGGUGAAGUCUUGGGUUGGGCACGGCGCUGGGAUGCCUCGUGGGUGUGACUCACCUUCGUUGCUGCAGCAGAACUAUGCACACGGUCGCACUCUGUGCAUGGUUGUGCAAACUGUUUUCUUUGGCAGUGACCUGCACAAAUUUUCUGUGUGCUCGUGUGGGUGAAAGAUAGCCGCAUCAUAACAUGGCUUUUAUUGCUGGGGCAAAACUAUGUACAAGAUUGCACUCAGCCUCACUAGUAGUACAUCAUUGCAUACACUCCCAA